AUGGCCUCGCCAGUAGUACUUGGUGUAGCUGCUCUUGUCAUCUUCUUCGUUAUUCGCUACCUCAAUUCAUCUGAUAUUCCAAAGAUCAAGAACCUUCCCGAGAUCCCUGGCGUUCCUCUUUUUGGCAACUUGCUCCAGUUGGGUACUAGUCAUGCUCUAGUUGCUCAGAAAUGGGCGAAGCAAUAUGGACCAGUGUUCCAGACUCGUCUUGGAAACAGGCGUAUUGUGUUCGCCAAUACAUUCGACUCCGUCAAGCAUAUCUGGGUGACGAACCAGUCAGCCUUGAUCUCUCGACCGACUUUGCACACUUUCCACACUGUAGUUUCAUCGUCCAGUGGAUUUACCAUCGGCACCUCUCCAUGGGAUCCAAGUUGUAAAGAGCGAAGAAAGGCAGCAGCAACGGCUCUCAACCGUCCAGCAGUGCAGAGCUACAUGCCUUUCAUUGACUUUGAAUCCACAAGAUCAAUCAAGGAGAUGCUUGCAGAUUCAAAGGACGGCACUGUCGACGUCGACCCGAAUCCUUACUUCCAGCGAUACGCCUUGAGCACAAGUCUUACUCUCAACUACGGCAUCCAAAUCGAAGGCAGUAUCGACAACGAGAUGCUUAAGGAGAUCACACAUGUUGAGCGUGAGAUCAGUAACUUCAGAUCGACCUCAAACAACUGGCAAGAUUACAUCCCACUCAUGCGACUGUGGCCCACAAACAACGUGAAGCCACUUGAGUACAAGAAACGUAGAACAGCAUAUAUGACCAAGUUGCUGAAUAUGCUGAAGGAUAAGAUCAACGCUGGUACCGACAAACCAUGCAUCACUGGCAACAUCCUCAAGGACCCGGAAGCGAAGCUGAACGAUGCUGAGAUCAUGUCUAUUUGCUUGACAAUGGUGAGUGCUGGUUUGGAUACUGUUCCUGGCAACUUGGUCAUGUGUUUGGCAUAUCUGUCGUCCGAGAAUGGCCAGAAAAUCCAGCAAAGAGCUCUGGAUGAGAUCAACAGAGUUUAUCCGAAUGGCGACGCUUGGGAGAAAUGCCUCAGCGAAGAGAAGGUGCCGUACAUCACCGCCCUCGUGAAGGAGACACUUCGUUUCUGGUCAGUCAUCCCAAUCUGCUUGCCAAGAGUCAGCAUUAAGGAUAUUGAAUGGCAAGGCGCCGUGAUUCCUGCUGGUACCACAUUCUAUAUGAAUGCUUACGCAGCCAACUACGACGAGUCGCAUUUCAAAGAUGCCUAUAAGUUCGAGCCCGAACGUUACCUGGACAAGGAGAUGACAGGAAUUGAGCACUUUGGCUACGGCGCAGGUAGUCGAAUGUGUGUCGGUAGCCAUUUGGGCAACCGUGAGCUGUAUACAGCAUUCUUGAGACUGAUAACAGCAUUCGAGUUCGUUGCACCGAAGGACCCUAGAGACAAGCCCGUUUUGAAUGCAAUGGGUGCAAACGCUCUGCCCACUAGUCUUACCAUGGAACCCAAGCCUUUCAAGGUGGGACUUCGUGUGCGCAAUAGGCAGCAGCUGGAUAAGUGGAUCAGAGAGAGCGAGGACAGGACAGCAGACCUUUGA
Molecule: messenger RNA, 1548 nt
Organism: Aureobasidium melanogenum CBS 110374
Lineage: Eukaryota; Fungi; Ascomycota; Dothideomycetes; Dothideales; Saccotheciaceae
Product: putative cytochrome P450
Exons: 3
Coding region: 1-1548 (515 amino acids)
Molecular function (GO): oxidoreductase activity, acting on paired donors, with incorporation or reduction of molecular oxygen; iron ion binding; monooxygenase activity
Source: RefSeq, a predicted model, not a curated record